AUGACAAGCUUCACAGGGGAUAUAUCUUUCCCUCAGGACUCUCCUGGACAGCGGUACGUCUCCGUAUAUGCGCUACACGCCGGCUCGCUAUUCCCUCCCCAUGUCGAAGCCUUCGGGGACAGCAUACGCCAGAGUGGGAGCUUGAAGGCCCCAAGCUUUUCGUUUUUGGUGGAGCAUGAAGUACACGGCCGGCUCCUAUUUGACCUUGGUCUGAGGAAGGACGGGAAAGGCUACCCACCAGCAUGGGAUGAGAUUGUGACCCAGCUCAAGGUAGAUUGCUCGAAGGAUGUCGCCGAUCUCUUGCAGGAAGGCGGCGUCCAACCAGGUUCAAUCAAUUCAAUCGUCUACAGUCACCUCCACUUCGACCAUGUCGGGGAUCUUGCGCCUUUUCCACAAGCCGAACUUAUCGUGGGCGCCGAUACUGCAGUCCUCAUGCAGAAGACAUAUCCUAGCGAUCCUACUGGUCUCUGGCCUGAAUGGCCGAGCGGACAGAAGGUGCGCUACGUGAACUACAGCGAUGCGGACGCGCCCGCUCGCCUGAUCGCCCCACUCGGUUCGUUUACACGGGCGCUGGACCUGUACAACGACGGAUCGUUCUACCUGCUAGACGCGCCGGGACACCUCCCAGGGCAUCUUGCGGCGCUCGCGCGCGUCUCGCCAGACAGCUUCAUCUUCCUCGCGGGUGAUUGUUGCCAUCACCGCCAGUACUACACUCCGGGCGUGCGCCUUGUGAGCCAGGAACAUCACCACGAUAUCGACGUCGCGCGGGACACGAUGGAGAGGCUGAAGCGGAUGAAUAAAGAAAGGAACGUAGUACUCGUGCUCGCUCACGAGAGCCAGCGACUCGAGGAGGGCAUGCCGUUGUUUCCUCGUAGUCUGAAUGAGUGGGCGAAGGAGGAGAUGGCCAGGAAGCCCGGCGCGUAA
Postia placenta MAD-698-R-SB12 is the source of this 924-nucleotide messenger RNA. RefSeq lists its product as hypothetical. Lineage: Eukaryota; Fungi; Basidiomycota; Agaricomycetes; Polyporales; Adustoporiaceae. The transcript has 3 exons. Bases 1 to 924 code for a protein of 307 amino acids. The record is from RefSeq and is a predicted model, not a curated record.